GGUGGCUUGUUAUCGCGAGGAACUGUGAAGCUCCGACGAGUGCGUUCUUCUCCGACGAGACUUCCAGGGUGGCAAAGAAACAGGGACGUAUGCUGUUUUUUCCCCUCUAGUGUCUUAAAAUAGAAAUAAUUUCCGUGUUAUGUCGCUUCGUUAUUUUUGUUUAUUUAAAAAAAAUAAAUCCCAUCUCCUCUUGAGGCGUAGCGAAGCUCGUCACGCAUCUGUGACCGCUGGAAUUCCGUUUUCAGACCCUGGACAGCUCCGGAGCCGUUACUAUCGAGCUGAUCGACUCCCUGAUGUGAUUGUGGGGGAAGCCCCGCAGGCGCAUUAUUCCUCCACCCCCCCUGAAGCUGUUAUUACCUUGCUGCUUCAGCGACAGCCUCGUCGUCUCCGAUGAAGUAUGGUGCGUUCAGACCGGAGGUGUUUCCAUCAGGCUCGGUUUUCUGAGGGGAGAUGCGGAUGCAACGCAAAUUCAAGGCUAAUCGCAUCCUACUCACCAGAUCUGAGCUUCCCUUACACUGAUCGUUAUCAUCAGCAUCAUCAUCAGCAUCAGCGAGGAGGGAAUUAUCACCAUCAUCAGCACUGCGAGGGCAAAGGAGUCACCACCAUACUCGGCACAAUGUAGAGCAAUAGCAGUUGUAGGUGUGGUAGGAGCCAGAUUUCUACAGUGGUGAAUCCUCAUAUUUGGGUCGUUCAUUUUGGACAUCUUUUUGUACCUACAAGGCUUCAAGAUGAGCAACACCCAAGACCCUCCUCAGGCGAGAGCAUCAGAGCUGGAGGUCAUCUCCCAGCAGGUGGAGGACGACAACCAGUGCGUGGCUCCAGUCCAGCUGGUGAGCUUUGCUUACAGAGACUUGCCUCUGGCCGCCCUGGACAUUUCCCUCGCCGGAUCCCAGCUCAUCUCCAACCCAGAUGAAGACGACAACAGAGAAGGAUCAAACUGGCUGAAGCCGUGCUGUGGGCGAAGGGCGGCUCUGUGGCAGGUGUGUCUGCUGUCGGCGAGCUUCAACUGUUUCCUGGUAGCCAGCGUGGUCCUGGUGGUUGUGCUGCUGGUCGUGGAGCUGCUCAUAGACACCAAGCUGCUGCAGUUCAAUAAUGCAUUCCAGUUUGCCAGCGUCAUCCACUGGAUCAGCCUGGCUAUCCUCUCUGUGUUCUUCACGGAGACAGUCUUCAGGAUAGUGGUGUUGGGAAUAUGGGAUUACAUAGAGAACAAAGUAGAGGUGUUCGAUGGCGCCAUCAUCGUCCUCUCUCUGGCCCCUAUGGUGGCCUCCACAGUGGCAAAUGGUCCCAGCAGCCCCUGGGAUGCCAUCGGUCUCAUCAUCACACUGCGCAUCUGGAGGGUCAAGAGGAUCAUUGACGCCUAUGUGCUGCAGGUGAAGGUGGAUAUGGAGCUGGAGAUGCAGCAGUAUGAGAAGGCUAAGGCACUGAGAGAGGAGCAGCUCGAUCGUCUUACACAGAUCUGCCAGGAACAAGCUUUUGAAAUCAGACAGCUGCGCGCUCACCUCGCCCAGCAGGAUCUGGAUCUGGUGGCAGAGCGGGAAGCAGCCAUGCAGAUCCACCAUAUAUGGAGUAAAAAGAGCAACAGUUUCCAUGAGGUGGACGGGCUGGCCCCCGGGGGCUCCGAGCAUCACGGUCCAGCCAAAACUAGGGAACCGGUCGGCCCAUCAGACCACCAUGGUCAGGAUGACAUGAACAACUACAUCAGCCAGUAUUACAGUGAGCAAAGCAGUGAUUUGGGGAUCCCCGAUCCGGCCCGUGUCAUCACCACAGCAGCCAUAGACGUGCACCUGCCAAACAACCCCAGCCAGCUUCCGUCCACUCUGGUGAGCGCAGACGCGGUGCCGUCCGGCCGUCUGCAGCGCACCGGCAGCUCGGUCAGCGAAGUCUCCACGACCGCUGGAUCCCGCACCAGCUUCAGCGCCCGCCAGCACAGCAUCAGCAGCCACACGCUGGGCUCCAGCAUGGACUGCAGCUCCACUGUACGCGAGGCCUCCACCUCCACAGACUACAGCGACCAGCGCUGCUACCCGCCACCUUACAGCAGCCCCCUGGCCCUGGGCACUCAGCCCAGAGGAGGUCCUAGUGCGGUGGUGCAGGAGCUCCUCUCCUCUCUUUCUGAGGACUCGUGUCUCACCCAAAAGGCUCUGGACCCCGUCAACCUCAAACCGCCCAGCCCCACAGGUUCCACUAAAACGAGCCCCGAACUGGAACAUAGGGUCAAGAUCUACAACAAGAGGAACCAGGAGAGUAGGGUCGGACUCCAGGCAAAGACCGUCAUCCAUCUUCAGGGUAACGAGCCUCUUCUGGGGGAGAAGUACAGGAUGAUCGGGUCAGUGGACGCUCCCGUCCACCGCCUAUCAGAGACAUAGGUGAACCAUUUUAGAAUGUGUUCUUUAGAUCAGAUGCAAAAAUUAAUGCAAACUGCACCCCGCUGUUGGAAGCCACCGGCACAGAGGCUGUGUGGCCGCAACGCUUGUGCUGCUGGAACAGAAAAGCUGAACAAACCGAACACACGGCUACAGACGAUGGCAGAUUUAAAAUCACUCAUCAGGAAUCCUCACUCCAAACACUUUCUUACUUUUCUUAAAGAAAACUUAAAAACAAACAAACAAAAAAACAACCAGCACUGAGGCCUGAGCCUCACCUCCUCAAUCAGGCCUGUACAGAAAAUCUGGUGUUGAAGUUCGACUCGCAGAGAAACAAGCGACCCGGUGGUGCUGAGUGCCUGUGGCCACUCCUCUGACUGACCUUGAGGUUCUCCUGAAGGUGAAGGAACGGAGGACACUUCCUAACCAGAUGAGGAAAAAUCAGAAGGAACAAAAAGCAGCUUUUUCAAUGGAUCACUACAGGGUACAUUUGGUCUCUCAGCUUCUACUUUACACAAAAUAGUUUGUUUCUUAGGAACAUUUUAAAAAUUUAGAGCAUUCAGAAACCUUUUUUGGUUCAUUAAUCAAAAGUCCUUCUUAUAACAUGUUUUUGAUUAACUAUAUUUAUUUUAGAACAUUUAAUAACUCAAUUCAAUGAAAAAAUAGCAUCUAAAUUACAGCAAAAUUACCUUCAGUUAUUAUUUUUGGUACCAUCACAGAUAAAGAAAUAUCAUGAUUAUCAUUAGGAAACAUUUUAAAACAAAUUGAAAGUAACUAGUUGAACGCGUUGCUCUCUUUAAAAGCACUGCUUCAAGUGCCUGCCCUUUGAGUCAACGUGAAGAUAUCCAGCAAAAGGUGCCUCAGUAUUUUCUCAUCAGGUAUUUAUUCCUAAAAAUGUGCUAACUACAAGAAUACCAGGUUCAAACUAAAAACGUUAGCAUUGUAUGUCAAAUGCUGACAGCUAAGGCUGAAAUACGCUUAAGCACGGAAGAAAAUGUGAAAUAACUGACUUUCAGACUAGUUGCUUUAUACUUUAUAAGCUGAAAAAGAGUAAAAGAUAAAAAAAUGGGUAAAGGAAAGCUUACCUGAUUUAUAAAGUCAAAUUAUGGAGACUAAAAUGCUAAUAAAAAAAAGGAAAACAGAAUUUAAGUAAACACUGCUACAAAUGUCACAACUGCAAAAAAGGCUUGGAUUUAUAGAAAAUGCAAAAUUAACUAAAGAAAAUGUUAGCUAAAAUUUUGAUGCUUUAAGCUAAUCUUUAACAAAAUUCCACUUAGAAAAGAAAUGAACAAGAAAAAGGCCAAAAAAUUAGAUGAAUAAAAGCUUCUAAAUGAUGAAAUGCUUAAGUAAAAAAAAAAGCAGAAAAAGCCAUAAAUGAUAAAGCUGCUCCUAAAUUUUUAACCUUCAGUGUAAAUAAAUAAAUAAAAACCACAAAUACUUUAAAAAAAAGAGCCAGUAUAACUUGAAAAAAAGAUUAAGAGUGCAACAUUUUUAAAGAGUUUGAGCAAUUUCUAAACCACACAAGUGAACAAAACCAAAAAUCUUCUGAAGAACAGUUUCUUUGAAAUCAAAGACGUGAAGACUGAACACGUGGAGGAAUCAGAGGAAAGUCCUAACUGUGUGCAUAUUCUCUCAGAGUACACACAGUAUUACACCAUAUACUACUAAGAGCAAAAAAAAGAAACUGCCAUAGGUAGGUACAGAUCAUUUAUUAGGAAUUAAGUAUUUGCAGGAUAUAUACAAAACCUGGUAUUUCUUUCUGGACACUACUAAUAGAGAGGAUGUUGACGGCGGAGUUAGUCCGACACUCAAACAUGCAGCUUCAGGAACUGAUUAAGGCGAUGAGCAGGCGUCCUGUUAUUGCUCUUGGUGGAGCUGUCUGUUGAAGGUUUGGUGGGAGCGCAGCUCUUCACUUGCUCAGUGCUUCCGUCAUCUCAGGAACGGCCUUCAAAAAAAAAAAAAGAUGCAAAAAUUAUUUGCCAGAAUCGAACCUUAACACUGUUGCCAAAAAAAGUACCUGUUUUCUGUUCAAUGAAUCGAUGGAUAAAAAUUGCUGUGAAUGAUCCCAGUUAAAAGUAAAUUUCUGAUUUAGCUAAAGUUUACUAACUUUGUUUUUUUCUUUGUGGGUGCUAAAAAAAA
Messenger RNA from Oryzias melastigma (Indian medaka), 4502 nucleotides. RefSeq names its product transmembrane protein 266 (gene tmem266). Gene Ontology annotation, cellular component: plasma membrane. NCBI's taxonomy places the organism in Eukaryota, Metazoa, Chordata, Actinopteri, Beloniformes, Adrianichthyidae. The coding region runs from base 729 to 2366 and encodes 545 amino acids. The transcript has 11 exons. Gene Ontology annotation, molecular function: voltage-gated channel activity. The record is from RefSeq and is a predicted model, not a curated record.